CAACCAGCAACUAAUUCUCUUCUUCCUCACCAAACUCACCAAAUCUCGGCCUUCAUCCAACCGCCUCAACAAACAAAAUGCAAUACUUCACCAUCCUCGCCACCGCCGCGCUCGCCGCCCUCUCGUCUGCCUCCCCAGAGCCCAUUUUCGGUCGCAGCUCGAACGUCGCUCGCGCUGGCACCUGCAUGAGCCUCGCUGAGGCCCAGCAAGUCACAAACAACUUCGAGAACCUGGUCGGCACGGGUUACUCUGACACCCUCGCCACGGAAGCGAUGGCUGAGGACUUCAACGACUACUCCGACUCCGUCACCUCGCUCAUCGAUGCCGGCUGCACCGGUCCCCAACCGCUCGGCGUUGCCACCUUCACCAGCCGUGCUGAGUUCAUGGUCGCCCAAUCUCAGCAGCCCCCGCUCCCCUUCCAGCUGCUCUCCAUGUGGUACAACUGCGACACCGUCUUCAUCCACUGGAAGGCCCCUCUCCCUCCCCAGCAAGUCACCGGCAUCAUCGUCAUCGAGACCACCCCGGCUCCUGCAGGCGGCCCGUACUCCUGGCUCAUCCAGACCGUCUACUCCGAGUUCAACAGCGGUGCAUGGCUCGUUGACGUCGACACCUUCGUGCCGUCCAACUGCACCGCAUAAGCGUGUCUUCCUCUUUCUCUCCCGUACAACAUUCACGGCGCUUAUUCCACGGCCUGUCAACUGGGGUGAUGCACGCCAAAAAGCUGCCACGCGCGACUUCUGUUUUUGGAAAUAUCUUGCGCGCGCGCCUUCUUCGGGCAUUCAAACGGGGCUUGGGUUUGGCGCUUCACAAUCAAUGUAUCGGAUAAUGUAUGGCGGUCGUCUUCUUCCGAUAUUCUCUAGCAUUCAGAGGGUCACCUUGGGGCAAUCUGCGCAAAGCACCGCUUAGACGUCACGACGCUUGCGAUGGCUGGGCAACAUACAGACCACGACGUUGAUGGCAUAAUAUGAUUAGUCAAUGUCUAUAUUACCGCUACCAAUCUGACCUUCACUACCAUCAUUCGUUCGUCGCAU
Molecule: messenger RNA, 1031 nt
Organism: Baudoinia panamericana UAMH 10762
Lineage: Eukaryota; Fungi; Ascomycota; Dothideomycetes; Mycosphaerellales; Teratosphaeriaceae
Exons: 2
Coding region: 78-638 (186 amino acids)
Source: RefSeq, a predicted model, not a curated record